AUGGGCACCGCACCUGAAGGCUACGUCCAAGGCUUCGUCUGCACGCUGAAGACGUGCUCGGUGGAAAAAUGGGGCUACGUUCACUACCAGCCCAGCCUCGCCGGCAAUGCCCUCUUCCUCGUCAUCAUGGCCCUUCUCGCCGUCGCCCAGAUAUUCCUGGGCAUCAAGAAUAAAACGAAGGGAGUCGCAGCUGUCAUGGUGCUAGGUCUCGUGACCGAAACCCUCGGUUACGUCGCUCGAGUCCUUCUACAUGGGAAUCCGUUCUUCAGAGACUACUUCCUGUGGUACCUGAUUACUUUGACCAUUGGCCCCGUCUUUAUCGCCGCCGCCAUUUACCUGACCCUCGGGCGCAUCGUUGUCGUCUAUGGGGAACAAAUCAGCAGAAUCAGACCUAGCACGUACACAACCUUCUUUGUGGGAUGCGACUUCGUCAGUCUUUGUGUCCAGGCGGUCGGCGGAGGAAUCGCUGCAUCCACUCCGCUCACCAAUCAGCCUCUGAUCGAUACAGGAACACACAUUCUCGUCGCAGGUCUCUCAAUUCAAGUUGCCAGUCUCUUCUUUUUCUCAGCCUGCAGCCUUGAAUUCUUGUGGCGCGCGCACAAGCGUCCGGAACAGCGCAAUUCCGAAUUUGCAGAUCUUGUGAACAGCAAACGGUUCAAGUUCUUCCUCUACUCGCUCUUCACAGCAACGGCACUCUUGUUCGUCCGAACCGUCUUCCGUGCCGUUGAGUUGUCUCAGGGAUUCUCUGGAAAAUUGGCAAAUAGUGAGGUCGAAUUCAUGGUUCUGGAUGGGGUCAUGGUCAUCCUCGCAUCGCUCUGUCUCACAAUCUGGAACCCGGGCUAUGGCUUUGGCCAGCGGUGGAACGAGGCCAAGUUCGAAUUUGGCUCCAAAACGGGUAAGGGAGAAAGAGAUGCCGAAGCUCAGCAGACACCUGAAUCAAGGAGCACUGAGAAAGUGGAGCCCGAGGUGUCCGAACAGAGAGUCUGAGGGGGCGACCAACGCUCUCCACCACCAGUAGGAUGCCGAGUAGACUGGUUCCCAAGGAAUAGUCAAGCGGUUGCCUCACGAACCUCAAGGCACACAGGUGAAACGACCGACAGGCAUUACCCAUGCAUUUAAUCAACAUUGCAUCCAUCAUGAUGGUGUUCGCCAAAGGAUUCCACGCUUGCAUGGUGUCUAAGAUAUGUCGGGUAUCCUUGGAUACUGUGGGCUCAACCCUGUUGUAUAGAUUCGAAAUUGAAUACCACAUAUUUGGCGCGC
Molecule: messenger RNA, 1260 nt
Organism: Westerdykella ornata
Lineage: Eukaryota; Fungi; Ascomycota; Dothideomycetes; Pleosporales; Sporormiaceae
Product: RTA1 like protein
Exons: 3
Coding region: 1-987 (328 amino acids)
Cellular component (GO): fungal-type vacuole; plasma membrane
Source: RefSeq, a predicted model, not a curated record